AUGAUGCCAACAACUUCUGGUGAAAACGGCAGGAGGCCGGUGCAGGCAACGAUGGUAAGGAACGGUGGAAGCAACUGCAGUGGCGCACCCGCCUGGGAGGGAUUGCUGGGGCGCGGCUCCCCAAGGAUGGAUGCUCCCAACGCGGCAGCAGCAGCAGCAGCAGCAUCAUCCACUCCUAUACGGAGUACGCCAGCAGCAAUGCCGCAGAUGCGAUCUCCCAGUGUGACUACGCACCAGCCAUACCGCAGUGUGCCACUCUCCAUGUUCGAUGUGGAGUCAGAGCUAGAGGGGUAUGCGGGGAUCAACACAGAGAACCUUGUCACGGUCAAACCUUCUUAUAAGACAGGCAUCCAACGAACGUCCGGUCCAAAUGCGACGGGAGUCUCAGCGUUGCUGACGCGCCGUUCCUCCCAGCGUUCGCCCAUUGCCGCCCUCGACAGCGGGGAGGCACAUGUGGGGCACAUUGGUGGUCUUUGCAGUGGCGGUGUGGCGGCUUCAGCAGCACCCACACAGGGUGCAGUGAACAGCAGUAGUAUGCCAUUUGCUGGUCCUCCAGCGGCCCGCAUCGUUCCUGGGCGUGCGGGGCUAGACAGUAAGCGAAUGGUGAGCAUUGAUCAAGCGGAGUACUACGGCAGUGAUGAUGGGCACUUUACUUGCGACACGUACCGAUGUCCGGUUGCCCUACGCCUUGUUGAGACGGAGGAGAAGCAUCUGUACUACAGCGGCGUGGAGCUUCCCCAGUUGGAACUUAAUUUGGGCGAUACCCAGGAGCGUUCGCGACGUCUGCAUCAGCGACGGCGUCAGGUACAGUACGGCAAGGAGACAGUCGGUUAUACCAACUAUCUUCGCGCUGUGCCACAUCGCGGUGACCGGGAGUUCCGCAAUCCAAUGCAUCCCAUGACACCGCGUCCUGAAUUCAACUGUAGCAAGCGAACAUUCGACAGAUUCCUCAAUCUGUGGCGGCGCCAACUACAUCUCUGGGACAAAUACAACCCUGAUGACCUUGAACCGCAGUACACGCGGAUAGGGAUUCCCACUUUGCGACGUCUAGGUUUGGAGUUACCUUCAAACACACCCGAUCGUCACCCGAGCGGGGGGCUUUCAUUCACGCCAAUAGCCACACAAAGCAUCACCUCGGCAUGCACACCCGUAGUGCCCCGCCCCGCAAGGCGAGAGCCAUCCGCAUCUGCUGCACCGUACCAGCGACUGUUGGGACAGCAGCCAAACGGCGUCGGUGGGGUAGGUACGGCUUCCAACGCUAUUGGCGUUCCACCCUUUCCCCGCCCGUCAAGCGGCUUUGGGGGUGGAAGUUGGUCCACUACCAAUACACCACAUACGCCGUAUCACGGAAGUACGCACUCGAACGGCAGUUACCAGCCACCUUUGCUCUCAGUCCUGGCGCAGCCGAUGAUAUUCUCUCCGCACUGGGCUGAAUCAUCCCGCCAGAGCUCUCCGAAUCCUCAUGGUGGUCAGCGCGGUAGCGGUUACGCCCUCAACUCUGUAGGAGGAACAGCAACAGCACCACUCCCGCCACAACAACUACCGGGUGGCGGUGUACCACCAGGCAGGCCGGCCUCCGGCAACGCCGGGUACAUGGAAUCUGGCGGUGGCUACUACAGCAAUUACAACGGUUUCAACAAUAAUNACAACAACUACCGGGUGGCGGUGUACCACCAGGCAGGCCGGCCUCCGGCAACGCCGGGUACAUGGAAUCUGGCGGUGGCUACUACAGCAAUUACAACGGUUUCAACAAUAAUGUGGGUUAUGCCUACCACAGCCAAACCUCUCCGUACCACGGUCCCCGUUACACGCCGCAAACGACGCCAAACUCAUACUACCGCUACCACAGCGGCGGUGGUAUGGGUGGUGGUGCACCGGGUGGAAGUGGCGGCAACGCGACAGCCUCGUCGCCCUUGUGCGUCGGCCAGGAAGCAUGGGGAAAUCCGCCGAGACAACCGUACCAAUGAGAUGGGAAUGGUUCGGGCUGCGUGUUAUUAA
This is a messenger RNA of Trypanosoma grayi, 1998 nucleotides long. RefSeq lists its product as hypothetical. The transcript has a single exon. Gene Ontology annotation, cellular component: histone pre-mRNA 3'end processing complex; cytoplasm. NCBI's taxonomy places the organism in Eukaryota, Euglenozoa, Kinetoplastea, Trypanosomatida, Trypanosomatidae. The coding region runs from base 1 to 1998 and encodes 665 amino acids. The record is from RefSeq and is a predicted model, not a curated record. Gene Ontology annotation, biological process: mRNA 3'-end processing by stem-loop binding and cleavage; mRNA transport. Gene Ontology annotation, molecular function: histone pre-mRNA stem-loop binding; mRNA binding.